Molecule: messenger RNA, 390 nt
Organism: Tyto alba (common barn owl)
Lineage: Eukaryota; Metazoa; Chordata; Aves; Strigiformes; Tytonidae
Gene: APOC3
Product: apolipoprotein C3
Exons: 4
Coding region: 10-291 (93 amino acids)
Biological process (GO): lipid transport; lipoprotein metabolic process
Cellular component (GO): extracellular region
Molecular function (GO): lipid binding
Source: RefSeq, a predicted model, not a curated record
GGAGCAGCCAUGAAGGCAUCGCUCCUGCUCCUGCUGGGCUGCACGGCCAUCCUGGCAGUGGGAGCAAGGGCCGAUGAGCCCGAGGAGCCGGAGGCGCUGGUGAGGAAGGUGGAGGAGUACGCCCAGAAAGCCGCGGCCAUGGCCAAGACCGCCAUCAGCACGGUGCAGGAGUCGGAGGCGGCUCAGCAGGCCAGGCGCUGGCUGGAGGACAACGCCGCCCUGGCGAAGCAGCGGCUGGCCUGGCUGAAGGAGCAGCUGGUCGAGCUCUGGAAGGGGCCGCCCGGCGCGUAGCUCCCCCCGGGGGCUGGCGGGGGGCCGGCCGGGCUGGGCUCCCCCCGGCCCCCCCACCCGCUGUCGCAGUUCCUGCAAUAAAGCGGCGCUGAAGCGGAA